Molecule: messenger RNA, 2265 nt
Organism: Closterium sp. Naga37s-1
Lineage: Eukaryota; Viridiplantae; Streptophyta; Zygnematophyceae; Desmidiales; Closteriaceae
Source: the annotation of a GenBank genome assembly
AUGGCACUGUACCUUUUUGGCCCAGAGCAGCCACCCGCACAGAGCGUCCCCCCACCGUCUGAUGCUCAGCCCCCCCCACAGGCGCGUUCAACGUACGAGGGCACGAGAGCAUACGUUUUUGAAGCUGGCCGCCAAGGACGACGAGAGGCCAGAAACGCCCGCCACGGACCUCCAGCUGGUGGGUUUAGCAGCCCCAAUCAGCCGCAAAGUGGCAUGGGCGUCCCGGAUGCCGGCACAGCCCGGUUCAACCGCGCUGGUGGCGGAAUGGCGGGGAGGGGUGGCAUCAAUGCUCCCAACGCUCACGUCUUUGGGCGGACCUUCAGAGGAGGGGCCGGCAGCACGGGGGUGCAAGGUGGCUUAGAGAGUGAUUCGUCAGGGGAUGAUGCUCCCGGUGGUACAUGGGGUGGAGCACGUACGCGCGGCACGCCUGGCACGGGCGCUUUUCAGUUUGGGGGGGGUGGUUUGGGUGUCGGAAGUGGGACAGGGUUCGGGAUGUUUGGGCCUAAUGGCAGCAGAGGCUUUGGCAAUGGCCGGAGUGAAGGGGGCUCAAGCGGACAACACCACGGGGAGAACAAGCUGGGAGGCACUGGCAACGACGGUUUGUCUCCCGGCGGCGUUGGGUUGGGAACGCAGGAGAGUACGGCUGGAGUCGACGGGGUGGGCAUGGGGAUGGGAGCCGGAGUCGCAUUAGGGGGGUUCGGCUUGGGAUCAGGGUCAGGAGGUGCCAGCUUGGGGCGGGGGUCUCUUGCUGGAUUCGCUGGGGUUGGUAAUGGGACGCGAAUGGAGGGCGCAAGCACCGGACUGGGGGCUGAUGAAAUGUUUGGAGGGUUAGGGGCGGGACAUGAGUAUGGAGUGGGAGGGGGACGGGGUGGAACAGGGAUGAGACGUGCGGGCCAUGGGACGGGAUCUGGAGGAGUUAUGGGAGGUGUUGGCAUGGGUGUGGGGACUGCAGAAGGCAUGGGCGGCUUUGGCCAGGGUAUGGGAUCUGGAGGCGCAUUCGGAGGACUGGGCAUGUGUGUGGGUACGGCAGCCAGGUUUUCAGGUGUUGGCCGCGGGGUGGGAUCUGGAGCAGGAGUGGGAGGGGUGGGCAUGGGGGCGGGGACUGCAGAAGGCAUGGGCGGCUUUGGCCAGGGUAUGGGAUCUGGAGGCGCAUUCGGAGGACUCGGCAUGGGUGUGGGUACGGCAGCCAGGUUUUCAGGUGUUGGCCGCGGGGUGGGAUCUGGAGCAGGAGUGGGAGGGGUGGGCAUGGGGGCGGGGACUGCAGAAGGCAUGGGUGGCUUUGGCCAGGGUAUGGAAUCUGGAGGCGCAUUCGGAGGACUGGGCAUGGGUGUGGGUACGGCAGCCAGGUUUUCAGGUGUUGGCCGCGGGGUGGGAUCUGGAGCAGGAGUGGGAGGGGUGGGCAUGGGGACUGGUCUUCAAACGGGAGGUGGGGGAUUGGGAAUGGGGUCUGGAUCAGGGUUCCCUGGUGAGGGGUUGGGAGCGGGGACUGGAGCAGGGAUGGGGCGAGGGGAAGCUGCAAUGGGCGCAGGAGUGGGGAUGGGAGGGAGGGAGUUGGGUUUUGAGACAGAAGCUGGGAUGGGUCGUGGGUGGUUGGGAAUGGGCACAGGAGCCAGGGUGGGAGGGGCGGAGUUGGGGAUGAGCACGGGAGGAGGGCUAGGAGGUGUGGUCAUGGGGCCAGGUUUCACUACAGGCAUAGGGAGUGGCUUUCGUUAUGGCAGCGUGGGCAUGUGCCUUGGAAGCGGGGGACGCGACCACGAUGAGGGUGUAGGUGCCAGGGUGGGUGUCGGUGCUGGAAGUACGGGACCUGCAGGUUGGUUUGCCGGAGAAGGUGGUGGUGGUGGAUCACCGAUUGGGGGUGUGGCCGCUGAUGGACGAAUCCCCGUCGCACCAGGUGCCACACGAAUGGGUGGACCGUUCAACAUGGGUGCAAUUUACAUGAGAGCACGUGAGGGUUACUGGGCAGACACUAUCAUUAACGAAGUCUCUUCGCAACCGCAGACCGGGGUGCAGCUAGGUUGGCGCCAUUCGGCGCUGGAUGUCGAUGAUCACUUGCAUGCCGGCCUCACAGAGAUCCUGGCUCUCCCAUGGCCGGGGCGCAUGGCGCUGCCCUUCAUGCAGGAGAGGAUGAACCGGGAUACGGGGAUGAGGAGGACGUGCCGGGAGAAGGAGUUCCAGGAGCGGGUGACGGCGAGGACGAGGAGGAGGGGGGCAUUCAUGUGCAGACCGGGUUCCAUCGCAACAGACAAGGAUCACGGUACAGAAUAG